CACGAACCAACUCAGAGAACCAGAAGAAGAAAGAAAAAAUAAUGUCGAACGGACUUCUUCUUCUCCACUGAAAGCUGUGCUGCUGCAUCUGCUCCAUUCCACCAGUGCAAUUUUGUGCCGAACAAUGCUAGUUCGGUUUAUUCUAUCUCGGAAAUACUGCACUAGUAUUGCAAUUUCCUCCAAUUCUCAAAUUGCUCGGUAUGCUCGGCUUGGCCAAAUUGAGAAAGCCCGAAGGGUGUUUGAUCAAAUGCCUGACAAAACUAUUGUGUCUUGGAACUCAAUAGUUGCAGGUUACUUCCAAAGUAAUCAGCCAGGAGAAGCCCGAAAACUGUUUGAUAGAAUGCUGGAGAAGAAUACGGUUUCUUGGAACGGUUUGAUAUCCGGUUAUGUCAAGAAUGGCAUGAUUAUUGAGGCUAGGAAAGUGUUUGAUUCGAUGCCCGAAAGGAAUAUUGUAUCGUGGACUUCGAUGGUUAGAGGGUACGUUCAAGAGGGUAGGAUUUCAGAGGCUGAAUCACUCUUUUGGCAGAUGCCUGAAAGGAAUGUUGUUUCAUGGACAGUGAUGUUAGGUGGCCUGAUUCAAGAGGGUCGGAUUGAUGAGGCUCGUAGGCUUUAUGAUAAGAUGCCCGAGAAGGAUGUGGUGACAAGGACUAAUAUGAUUGGUGGGUAUUUUCAAGUUGGCCGUUUGGCAGAAGCACGUGAGAUUUUUGAUGAGAUGCCGCGAAGGAAUGUUGUUUCCUGGACUACUAUGGUAUCUGGGUAUGUGCAUAACAACCAGGUGGAUAUUGCUAGAAAGCUUUUUGAAGUGAUGCCGGAGAAAAAUGAGGUUUCAUGGACGGCAAUGCUAAUAGGUUACACUCAGUGUGGACGGAUUGAAGAGGCUUCAGAGCUUUUUCAUGCCAUGCCAGAUAAGUCAGUUGUUGCUUGUAAUGCAAUAAUACUUGGGUAUGGCCAAAAUGGAGAGGUAGCUAAAGCAAGGGAAGUUUUUGAUAAUAUGAGAGAGAGGGAUGAUCGGACAUGGAGUGCGAUGAUUAAAGUUUAUGAACGGAAAGGUUUUGAAUUGGAAGCACUUGACUUGUUUACUUUGAUGCAAAGAGAAAGUGUUAGGCCGAAUUUCCCUUCUUUGAUAAGCGUUCUAUCUGUUUGUGGCAGCUUGGCCAGCCUUGAUUAUGGUAGACAAAUUCAUGCCCAGUUGGUGAGAAACCAAUUUGAUCAUGAUGUAUAUGUUGCCUCAGUUUUGAUGACAAUGUAUGUUAAAUGUGGUAACCUUGUGAAGGCAAACCAGGUGUUUAACAGGUUUGCUGCGAAGGAUAUAGUUAUGUGGAAUUCAAUGAUCACCGGUUAUGCCCAACAUGGUUUUGGAGAGAAAGCUUUACAAGUUUUCCAAGAGAUGUGCUCCUUGGGUAUAUCACCAGAUGAGAUCACCUUUAUUGGAGUUCUUUCAGCAUGUAGCUAUAGUGGGAAGGUAGAAAAAGGUCUUGAAAUUUUUGAGACAAUGAAAUCAAAGUACCAGGUGGAGCCAAGAACUGAACAUUAUGCUUGUAUGGUUGAUCUGCUUGGUCGAGCAGGAAAGGUAAAGGAUGCAAUGGAUUUAAUUAAGAAAAUGCCAGUUGAAGCAGAUGCCGUUGUUUGGGGUGCCUUAUUAGGUGCAUGCAGACAACACAUGAAAUUGGAUUUGGCAGAAGUUGCAGCAAAGAAACUUACAGAACUUGAGCCCCACAAAGCAGGGCCUUACGUCUUGCUAUCAAAUAUUUAUGCAUCACAGGGUAGAUGGCAUGAUGUUGCAGAGCUGAGGAAAAACAUGAGAACAAGAAGCGUUAGCAAGUCACCUGGCUGUAGCUGGAUUGAGGUGGAGAAAAAUGUUCAUAUGUUUACUGGGGGAGAGAGCACGGGACACCCGGACCAUGCGAUGAUCAUGAGAAUGUUAGAGAAACUAGGUGUAUUGUUAAGAGAAGCUGGUUACUGCCCUGAUGCCAGCUUUGUAUUGCAUGAUGUGGAGGAAGAAGAAAAGGCACACAGCUUGGGUUAUCACAGUGAGAAACUGGCCAUAGCAUAUGGACUCUUGAAGGUACCCCAAGGGAUGCCCAUUCGGGUGAUGAAGAAUCUUCGCGUUUGUGGUGAUUGCCAUUCUGCAAUUAAAUUAAUAUCCAAAGUUAUGGGAAGAGAGGUCAUAUUGAGGGAUGCUAACAGAUUUCAUCAUUUUAAGGAUGGCUUGUGUUCUUGCGGAGACUAUUGGUGAUAGCAAUGGGGAUAGAUCCUAGGACAGACUUGUUUUGAGACAGGAAUCAUGCCUAGCAGAGUUAAUUGGUUAAAUUUGUUUUUAGACUGAAAAACUUGACCAUGGCAGGCAGACAAUUAUACUUCAAAAUUGAUGAUACUAUAUUAUGCCAUGAGGAGAACUUGCUAAAAAUUGUGUUGGUAUAUGGUUUUCAAAUCAAUCGAGGAAUUUGAGGUUCAAAUAUGGUCUAUCCUCAAGGAAACACUAUUUAGAUGCUCCUUAUGGCCCAAUUUUAUUGCAUGGUCCUCCAAAUUAUACAAUUGAUAACGUAGUUUGAGGCCUACCAUGAGGGGUCUGGAUUUGAAACAGUUAUGAAGUACUUUUCAGUGUAUGGUCAUGUGAGAAAGGCAUGGGAUGAUUGCUUAUAUAGGUGAGACUCGUAUUCAUCUGCUGCAUUACUAGCAAAUUAUCUUAUGGUUAGUUGACUGUAUAAUUCAUGGCUGGAACAUGACAUGAUACACAAGAAGUUGAGCUGAGGAGGGUGGAAUAUAAAGCUUUUGUUGCAAUGAAGUUCAUUCAAGAAGAGGAAUUGCCUCACAAAGACGGACCUUCAGAAAGGAUACCGAAAUGACUUCUCAUGACUAUCCCCGAACAGGUGCAUAAAUUGUUGUAGAUCAUGUUUAGUUCUUGCUGUUUGUCUUCUACCUAAUCUUUACAAUACAAUUGGGAUGUAGGAACUUGCAGAAGUAGUGUAAAUUUAAUUUUCUACAUUUGAGACAUAGAAUGAUGUAAGAACUUACCUCCUCCAUUUAUCAUACUACAACUGUUUAGAUUCA
Molecule: messenger RNA, 3051 nt
Organism: Prunus mume (Japanese apricot)
Lineage: Eukaryota; Viridiplantae; Streptophyta; Magnoliopsida; Rosales; Rosaceae
Product: pentatricopeptide repeat-containing protein At1g56690, mitochondrial-like
Biological process (GO): RNA modification
Molecular function (GO): protein binding; RNA binding; zinc ion binding
Source: RefSeq, a predicted model, not a curated record